CGGCGAAUGAAUACCCAGACAGAAAUCGAGACAGACAGACAGACAGACACGCCUGACCUCCCCGCACCAGCAGCACAAAACACCCAGGAUCAAAAAGCAUUGAGUGGCCGUCCCCCCUCCCUGUGUAAGGAUCAUAUGCAGCCGUGACCACACCGGUGCGUGGUCCACGCCACGUUCCUCUUGUAGAUGGUCAGCCAGGCAGUCGAUACACGCACCACACCACACCACACCACACCACACCGUGGCACGGCACGGCACGGCACGGCACGGCAAAAAUGCGGCUCAUCCCAUCCCUCCCCACUUGACACACACGUAAGCACAUCCAUGCACACGGGCAGCCAGACAGACAGGGAAGCACCGGUCAGUCCACAGACACUCACUGACCGCAUUCAGCACAUGUAUGUGUGUAUGUAAGUGUGCACGGGCGAUAGUCACAUAUCACAACACAAAAUGUCAGUCAAUCCAUCCGGCCCCUCAGAUCGAUCGACCCAUCAGCCAGCCAGCCAGCCACUCAACCCAACACACACCGGCACACCACACGAAGAAAAGCGCUUGAAAGAAGCGAUAAGAUAAACGGGCGGACAGCCGUCCAGCCAGCCUUUCGUCAGCACACACUGUCACUCUUGUGAUAUGGCACACCACUCACGGAUUCACUCACCGAUCACCAUUAUCCCCUCCAUACCAUCUUCCGCGUGACUCUCCUCUGUCUUCCCCCUUCCUGCUUGGUCCGCCACCACCUGCUUCGUCCCGCAAUCCCCUCCCUCGCAGUCGUCGCUGCUUGAUUGAUGGGUUGGGCUGUGUGAGAACAGGCAGUGUGUUGGUGACCUGAGCGUCGUAGUCUUCUGACAACUUGCUGACGGCCUCUUUCUGCUCGUCAGACAUGGCAUCGAGAUUCGGGCUGACACACACCAAAACACAGACACACAUCACAUCCACAGUGCACAGCUCCUGCCUGCCUGCCUGCCUGUCUCCCUGCCUGCCGUCCUCACCCAUCUGUCGGUUUGUUCUCCGGCUCAUCCUCUGCCUCAUCGUCGAGGGCUAAGGGGUCGAGGGCAUCUUGGUGCACCUCAGCCACAGACUCACCAGGCAGAUCACCGCCCUCACACACAACUGCACACACACACGUGCACGGUCAGCAUCAAGUGAGCACGUGCCGUCUCCGUGUUGUCUGGGCCCUGCAGCUCACCAGUGUCGAGGCUGAGCAGGCAGACCAGGGCCGCGAGCCCAACCAGCAGCCAGUGGCGUGCCAUUAGACAGGAGGACGGCGUUGAGUCACGUGGAGCCGGGGGCAGUACACAGGCUGACGCUCCGCGCACACUCCGCGUUUUUCCUGGGCUAUGGC
Molecule: messenger RNA, 1342 nt
Organism: Vitrella brassicaformis
Lineage: Eukaryota; Vitrellaceae
Source: the annotation of a GenBank genome assembly